This is a messenger RNA of Mesorhabditis belari, 1536 nucleotides long. NCBI's taxonomy places the organism in Eukaryota, Metazoa, Nematoda, Chromadorea, Rhabditida, Rhabditidae. The record is from the annotation of a GenBank genome assembly.
AUGCUAUUCUUUCAACUAAUUUCCACUUUACUUUACACAGCUGAAAGCACAAAUGGGAAAGAUGAUUGCGUGAAGCGUUUCACAAAUCCCAAAGACAAGACAUCAAUGGUCUGCGUUUGCAAUACACAACAGUGCCACACAUUUCCACGAGUUAAGUCCCUUUCUGGUGAUUCUGCUUACUUCUAUGAAACAACCGCGUCGGGUCUCCGAUUCGAGAAGUCGGAGAUAAAAAAUAACACGAAAAAUGAAUGGGAUAAAAUGGGAUUUCGAUUGAAAGUGAUCACGACGGAGAGAUUUCAAGAAAUUAUUGGAUUUGGAGGUGCGAUGACUGAUGCAGCCGCGAUUAAUAUUGAUCGAUUGGAUAAUGAAGAAUUGGAGGAGAUAUUGUUGCAUUCAUAUUUCGGAGAUCAAGGAAUCGAAUACAAUGUCAUUCGAAUUCCGAUUGCUUCAUGCGAUUUCUCAACUCGUGAAUAUUCGUAUUUGAAUACUCCGGGAGAUUUCUCUCUCAAUAGUUUUCAUCUUGCCGAAGAAGAUCAAUGGAAAAUUAAAUUUAUUCGAAGAGCACAAAAAAUGGCUAGAUUACCGAUAAAAAAUUUCGGUAGUCCAUGGUCAGCACCAGCUUGGAUGAAAACAACAGGACAUAUGAAAGGCGGGGGGAAACUUCUGGAAGGAGAAAAAUACUCGAAAACCUAUGCUGAGUAUUUUGUGAGAUUCAUCGAGGACUACACGGCACAAGGGAUCCCCAUUUGGGGUGUCACCGUUCAAAAUGAACCAUCAUUGGGUGAAGAUGAAAAGUACGGCUUUCAAGCAAUGUUUUUCCCGCCAAAGGAUCAAUCCGAUUUCGUGGCUAAUCACCUUGGGCCGACAAUUGCAAAAUCAAAAGUGGCCAAUCGAACAUUGAUCAUGAUACAUGAUGAUUUUAGAGGGAAUCUCCCAGAAUGGGCUGAUAUUACUUUGGCUAAUCCGAAAACCGAUGAUUUCGUCUCGGGAAUCGCCGUUCAUUGGUAUGGAGAUAGGGAUGCGGAUCCGAUGAAAUUGACACAAACAAAAGAGAAACAUCCAAGGAAAUUUAUUCUCGGAACAGAGGCUUGCACGGGACCCGGCAUCGAUUUGGGAAGUUUCUCUCGGGGAGAACGGUAUGCCGAAGAUAUAAUCGAGGAUUUGCAACAUGAUGUCUCUGGAUGGGUUGAUUGGAAUUUGGCUUUAGAUUUACAAGGAGGACCAAAUUGGGUGUCGAAUUUCGUCGAUUCCCCAAUAAUUGUCAAUCAUACAGCAAAAGAAUUCUAUUUACAACCAAUGUUUUAUGCAAUGGGACAUUUCAGUAAAUUUAUCAAACCUGGCGCAAAAAGGGUUUCGAUUAAGAUGCAAAAAGUGAAAGAUGUUCAAGGAAUUGCUUUCAUCAAUCAAGAUGGUACUGUGGCUGUUGUUGUGCAAAAUAAAGGAGAUUUUGGAGUGAAAAUAUCGAUUGAAGAUGAAAGGGGAAAACAAUAUCGAGUGACAUUGCAACAAAGAUCCAUCAAUACUCUCGUUUAUAAA